Messenger RNA from Alternaria incomplexa, 1128 nucleotides. RefSeq lists its product as uncharacterized. The coding region runs from base 1 to 1128 and encodes 375 amino acids. The transcript has 3 exons. NCBI's taxonomy places the organism in Eukaryota, Fungi, Ascomycota, Dothideomycetes, Pleosporales, Pleosporaceae. The record is from RefSeq and is a predicted model, not a curated record.
AUGGCUAACCCGCGCAAGACUGUGAAGCUGAAGAUCAAGAACGAAGAAGCCAUUGUGUCCGCAAUGGAACAGAUAUCUGAUCGUCUUCCAGACCUGGAGGUAUACCGGAAGAUCUACCCUGAGCCAAAACUAGGCUUGAUGCUUGUUGAUGCCUACAAGGACAUCAUCAUGCUUGCGCGAGCAGCGACAACUUACUUUCUUGGGUCGACUUGGGGACGCCAAGUGAUCAAUUUUGGAAACCCACUUGGUUUUGAGGUCCUUGAACAAAACAUGAGGGACAACUUCCGGCGUAUCCGGAUAAGAUGCGACGUCCUCCUAGCCCAACGCGUGGAUGAACUUGCGAACGAGCUCAAAGAUAGUUACGAGCGUGAAGACAGAACCAGGGUCGUUUCGUUACGCGAUGCGCUGAACAUUGGGAGUUAUCGAACCGAGGAUGCCGUGCUCUCGCUGAAGCAGUAUCGCAAGGCGCUAGCAUCCAGCUUCGAUGACGACAGACACCGCUCAAAGCUAUGCAAAUCGGAUUUGAUGGCGGAAAGAAAGGCGCGCGCCUGGCAAGAAAGUUCGUCCUGUCUCCUCAUGCUCUCGGGCUGCAAUGAAGAAGGUGUCGGUGAAGUGGCACUGUCCUGGCUAUCUCCAGUGGCUGUGGAUAUCGUGCUUGACCGGCUAUUUCAACCCCGACCAGUUGCCUUUGAGAUCUGCACCAGAUCAAGCACCUUGCAGAAUGUACUAGCGCGGUUGAUCUUCCAGCUAUUAGAAAAGAAUCCGGCAGUGGUCCGAAAAGGCCAGGACUGGUACGACAUCCAGUCGCAUAUUGCCUGGGACGGUGAUCCAGAGGAAAAGACCGAGCAUCUCUCGGAAGCCUUACUCAAGAUCAUCGAUCUUCAGACAGAGGAGGUGCACGUCGUUAUAGACAGACCUGAGCUCAGCGAAGAUGAUUCCGUGAGAGACUUCGCUUCGGGCAUGCUCCAUUUGAUCGAGCGAACGAGAAAUGUUCUGAAAGUACUGAUCGUCCAUCGAGCUGAACUCUGGAACUGGGAGGAGAACAAGCGCAGUGUCAUCAGGAAAGGUAUGAGGGAGGAGAUCUGCCAAGCGCUUCGCAUCGACCAAUGCCGGUUGGAGAGCGAUUAG